Iphiclides podalirius (scarce swallowtail) is the source of this 5364-nucleotide messenger RNA. NCBI's taxonomy places the organism in Eukaryota, Metazoa, Arthropoda, Insecta, Lepidoptera, Papilionidae. The record is from the annotation of a GenBank genome assembly.
AUGGUGCUCUUGGCAACCAUCGACAUGUUCAACAACAUCGUUGCCAAGCUGCUGCCAACGCCGAGCAAGAUGCACUAUCUGUUCAAUUUGCGGGACAUCUCCAAGAUAUUCCAGGGCCUGUUGCGUAGUAACAAGGACUAUCAGAACACGAAGCCCCGGUUCCUCCGCCUCUGGAUCCACGAGUGCUUCAGGGUUUUCGGUGACCGUCUGACCGAGGAGAAAGACCGCGAUUGGUUCAUGAACCACAUGGGCGAUAUUUUGGGCAAACACUUCGAGCUGACCUUCCACGCCCUCUGUCCCUCGAAGAGUCCGCCCCUCUUUGGCCACUUCCUCAACCCCUUCGAAGUGUAUGACGAUAUGAACGACCCUGAAGCCUUGAGGAAGUACAUCGCGAACCAGCUGGAGGAGUACAACAGCAGCCCGGGCGUGGUCAAGAUGGACCUGGUGCUGUUCAAGGACGCCAUCGAGCACGUGUGCCGCAUCGCGCGCGUCAUCUCGCAGCCGAGGGGCAACAUGCUGUGCGUCGGGAUCGGCGGUUCCGGGCGGCAGAGUUUGACGCGUCUGGCGUCUUAUAUCUGCGAAUGUAACUCCUUCCAAAUCGUGGUCACAAAGACGUACGGCGUCAAGGAUUUCCGUGAGGAUCUGAAGGUUCUGUACACGAGCUGCGGCGUCGACUCCAAGAAGACCACAUUCAUAUUCAACGACACGCAAAUAGUCGAGGAAAGCUUCACCGAGAUCAUGAACAACUUGCUCAGCAGCGGGGAGAUCACCAACUUGUACAAACCGGACGAGUUUGAGGAUAUCAAGCAGGCUUUGGAGAAGCCGAUGAAGGCGGCGAACGUUCUGCAGACGAACGAAUCCGUCUACCUGUUCCUGGUGGACAGGGUGCGAGGCAACCUUCGGAUCGUCCUCUGCUUCAGCCCCAUCGGGGAGGAGUUUCGUAAUCGCAUCCGCCAAUAUCCUGCCCUGAUCAACGCCACCACCACGAACUGGUUCCUGGAAUGGCCGCGGGAGGCGCUGCUGGAAGUUGCCUACAAGUUCCUUGAGGGCGUGGAGCUGCUUGCCUCAAUCACAGGACAAAGGGUGAAGCGCAAGGAGUCGCUGGUGGAGAGCCGCGAGGAGGUGCUGCGCGCGUCGGUGGCCUCCAUCAUGUCGCUGGUGCACUCUUCCGUGGGCAGCCACUCGGCGCGGAUGUGGCGCGAGAUGCGCCGCGCCAACCACGUCACGCCCACCAACUACCUGGAGCUCGUCUCCGGCUACAAGGAGAUGCUCAAGAAUAAAAGGGCCGAAGUGGCGCUGCAGGCAAACAAGCUCAGGAACGGUCUGGGAAAAGUGGAGGAAACCACUAAGCUGGUGGGUCAGAUGUCCGAAGAGUUGGCUACGGCUAAGGUGCAAGUGGCGGAGUACACGGAGCAGUGCGUGGAGUACAUGGGCGUGAUAAACGUCCAGCAGCGCAACGCGGACGAGCAGCAGCGCAGCGUGGCGGCGCGCAGCAAGCGCACCAUGGAGGAGGAGGUGCAGUGCAAGCGGCUGGCCGACGCCGCCAUGCGCGACCUGGCCAGCGCCAUGCCCGCGCUCGAGGAGGCCAUCAAGGUGGGUGGCUGCCUCUGGCAGAAGGAGAUGGAGAUGGAGAUGGAACUGUUCACAAAGGACGGUCUGCCGCUACACAGUUCUGAGGCUUUGGACGCCCUGAACAAGAAGGACAUCACGGAGGUGAAAUCCUAUCCGAAGCCCCCGCAAAAGGUCGAGAUGGUCAUGGAGGCUGUGUUGAUUCUGCUGCAGAAGGAGCCCACGUGGGCGGAGGCGAAACGCCAGCUGGGAGACCAGUACUUUCUGGACCGGCUCCGCGACUUCGACAAGGACAACAUCUCGGACAAGACGCUGAAGAAGAUCGGCACCUACACCGCGAAGCCGGACUUUGAGCCCGAGAUUGUGGGCACGGUGUCGCUGGCGGCCAAGUCGCUGUGCCUCUGGGUGCGCGCCAUCGAGAAGUACGGCAAGGUCUAUAAGAUCGUGAAACCGAAGAAGGAGCGUCUCGAGGAGGCGCUGGAGUCGUUGCGGAUGAAGCAGCAGAUCCUGGCCGAGGCGCGGGCGAAGCUGAAGGAGCUGAGCGAGAUGAUAGCCCGCUUACAGAAGGAGUACGACGAGAAACUGGCCCAGAAGGAGGAGCUGGAGAGGAAGUCGAAGAUGCUGCAGCUGAAACUGGAGAGGGCGGAGGCCCUCAUAACUGGGCUGUCUGGCGAGAGGGAGCGAUGGGAGAAGACGGUGGAGCGGCUGGACCACGAGUUCGACAACCUGCCGGGCGACUGCCUGAUCGCGACGGCCUUCGUGGCCUACCUGGGCCCCUUCGUCUCGGAGUACCGCGAGGAGCUCAUGGACGAGUGGUUCCGCGAGGUUUACAACGAGUCCGUACCGGUGACUAUGGACUUGAGCAUGAAGAAUUUCCUCCUCGACGAUGCCACACUCAGGGAUUGGAACUAUAUGGGUCUACCUGACGACAACUUCAGCGCGGAGAACGGCAUAAUCGUCCGGCGCGCCACGCGCUGGCCCCUGGCCGUGGACCCCCAGGGCCAGGCCCUCAUUUGGAUCUCGAGGCUGGAGGAGAAGAACGACAUUCAGAUCGUGGACUUCGGCCAGCCGAACUACCUGAAGAUAAUGGAGUCGUGCCUGUCGGGAGGCAAGCCGAUACUGAUACAGAACGUGGGCGAGGUGCUGGACCCGUCGAUCGCGCCCAUUCUGGACAAGGCGGUGGUGAGGAUCGGCUCCGCGCUAGUCAUCAAGUUCAACGAGAAGAUGGUGCCCUACGACACCAGUUUCCAGCUGUACCUCACUACGAAGCUGGGCAACCCGAUAUACACGCCCGAGGUGCUGACCAAGACGACCAUGGUGAACUUCGCGGUGAAGGAGCAGGGCCUCACCGCCCAGCUGCUGGGCAUCGUGGUGCGGAAGGAGAAGCCGCAGCUCGAGCAGAUGAAGGACACGCUGGUGCUGAACAUCGCCAGGGACAAGAAAGUUCUGGUGGACCUGGAGAACGACCUGCUUCGCAUCAUGUACGAGUCGCAGGUGCCGCUGCUGGAGAACGAGGAGCUGUUCCUGACGCUGCAGAUCUCGCAGCGCACCUCGCUGCAGGUCAAGGAGGCGCUGCUCACCUCGCAGGAGACGGAGAAGGAGAUCGACGGCGCGAGACAGGGCUACGUGCCAGUGGCGGUGCGCGCUUCGGUGCUGUUCUUCGCGCUGAACGACCUGUCCAGGAUCGACCCCAUGUACCAGUUCUCGCUGGACGCCUACAUCGAGCUGUUCAUGUACUCCAUCGACCGCAGCCAGAAGAGCAGCGAGCUGGAGGAGCGGAUCAACUAUCUGAACGAGUUUCACACAUACGCCGUGUACAAGAACACGUGCCGCGCCCUGUUCGAGCGGCACAAGCUGCUGCUCUCGUUCCACAUGGCGUCGAGGAUCCUCUUCCAGGCCGGCAAGCUGAACAUGAACGAGUACCUCUACCUGCUCAAGGGCGGCGUCGUGCUGGACCGCUCCGAGCAGCCCGACAAUCCUACCAACUGGAUACCGGACGAGUGCUGGGACAACAUCACGGAGCUGGACAAGAUCGCCGGCUUCCACGGGCUCGUGGACUCGUUCGAGGUGAUGUCCAAGGAGUGGCGCGAGUGGUACCUCACCGCCGAGCCGGAGAGCCAGCCGCUCGUCGGCGAGUGGAACGAGAUGUGCAGCGAGUUCCAGCGCAUGCUGGUGGUGCGCGCGCUGCGCACGGACCGCGUGGGCGCGUGCGCCGCCGCCUUCGUGCUGCGCGCGCUCGGCCCGCGCUACGUCGAGCCGCCAGUGCUCGACAUCAAGGCCGCCUGGGAGGAGUCGUCGUGGAAGACGUCGCUGCUGUUCGUGCUCUCCCCCGGCGUGGACCCCACCUCGGCGCUCAUCCAGCUGGCCAUCGACGUCAAGAUGUUCGACAAGUUCCAGUCGCUCAGUCUGGGCCAAGGCCAGGCGCCGGCGGCGACAAAGAUGCUGACGCAGGCCAUGGCGGAGGGCGGCUGGGUGUUCCUCGCCAACUGCCACCUGGCCUGCGAGUGGCUGGGCGCGCUGCGGGGCCUGGACAGCCCCAGCAUCCACCACCGCUUCAGGCUCUGGCUCUCCUCCAUGCCCGACGACAAGUUCCCCCUGAGCAUGCUGCAGAGGAGCAUCAAGAUGACCACGGAGCCCCCUCAGGGCCUCAAGGGCAACCUGGUGCGUCUGUUCGCCAACCUCAACGAGGACAAGUUCGACGAGGCCACGCCCAAGUAUCGCAGGCUGCUGUUUUGCGUGGCCUUCUUCCACUGCACGCUCAUCGCGCGCAAACGGUUCCGCCAGCUGGGCUACAACGCCGUCUACAGUUUCAACGAUGCGGACUUCGAAGUGUCGGACAACCUGCUGGCCAACUACCUCGAGGAGUACGACGAGGUGCCGUGGGCGGCGCUCCGCUACCUGCUGGCCGUAAUCAACUACGGCGGCCACAUCACCGACGACUGGGACAAGCGCGUGCUGCUCGCAUACAUCAACCAGUUCUUCUGCGAGGAGGCGCACGACGUGCCCUUCUACAGGCUGUCGAGCAUGCCGGCGUACCACGUGCCGCGCGACGGCAGCCUGGAGUCGUACCGCGACUUCCUGGAGCUGCUGCCGGCGGCCGAGCGCGCAGACUCGCUGGGCCAGCACAGCUCGGCCGACGUGGCGGCGCUAGCCCAGGAUGCGUCCAUCAUGUGCUCCACACUGUUUGCCCUAACUUCGUCCGGUAGCGGUGGGGCGGCCGGCGGCGAAGAUCAAAAGGUGGACGAGCUGGCGUCCGAGAUGCUGCACCGGCUGCCGAGCAAGGUGGACAUGGAGACGACGGAGAGGAUGAUGGGGCCGGAGAUCGUGAUGCCGAUGUGCGUCUCGCUGCUGCAGGAGAUCGGCUACUUCAACGCGCUGGUCGGCGAGAUCACGUCGGGGCUGAAGGAACUGCGUCGAGCUAUUGAAGGUCUCGUGGUGAUGUCGGAAAUAUUGGAAAUAAUGUACACUUGCAUCUACGAAGGCAGAGUUCCCUCCUUCUGGCAAAGAGACAACCGCGAGGGCGGAGAGCUGGCCCAUCGACACCCUGUGCUGGGAAUUCACCGUGAUGACCCUCGAGGAGACGAGCAUCGUGCGCCCGCCGAGGGACGGCGGAGUCUACAUCAGGUGCUGCCGAAGCCGAAGUUGAAAUAUCUCAAAAACCGCUACACGUGCCCGUGCUACUACUACCUGCUGCGCAAGGGCGCCUUCGUGGUGGCGGUGGAGCUGGCCUCGGGGAAGGAGAGCGCCGAUUUCUGGGUGAAGAGGGGCACAGCCCUGCUGUGCACCCUCGCUUCC